AUGUCUUCACCAAGCAAGACCGUAGCCUUCAUUGGCCUCGGUGUAAUGGGAUAUCCCAUGGCUCUCAACCUUCGUAAAGGGCUCGACUCCUCUCACACUCUCCUAAUCUGCGAUGUAUCCGCCUCAGCCCUCGAAAAGUUCCAGUCAGACACCUCAGGCCAGGGUCCAGUAGAAAUAGUUAGAAGCGGAUACGAUGCAGUACAAAAAGCAGACACCGUCAUAACGAUGCUCCCAGAUUCGAAUGCCGUAAAGAAAGUAUAUCUCGAUAAGGAAACGGGAGUGGUCGCUGGGGCGGAGAAACUACCAGAAGCCGGGGAUGGGAAGCUGAUCAUGGAGUGCGGUACCAUCGAAACUGCUACUAUCCUGGAAGUCGCAAAGUCAGUGGAGAGCUCUAGCGCAAGUAAGAUGUUGACAUUCGUCGAUGCGCCGGUUUCAGGUGGACCGAUGGGUGCGCAGGACGGCACAUUAGCUUUCAUGGCUGGUGCAAACAACAAGGACAUCUUCCCUACCGUAAAAGGGUAUCUCAGCCAUAUGGGCAAGCCUGAUGCAAUAUUCCUCUGCGGUGAUAUUGGAGCAGGCACGGCAUUCAAGGUCAUCAAUAAUUAUCUUAGUGCCAUCACAUCGCUCGCGGCGUCUGAGGCACUGAACAUCGGUUCGAAGAUGGGUUUGGACGUCGCUCUACUUACGGAUGUGAUCAACGUCUCUGGCGGACAAUGUUGGGUCACAAGCAAGAGUAAUCCAGUACCGGGGAUACAAGCUAAUGUACCGAGUUCACGUGGAUACGAAGGCGGGUUUCGCAUUGAGCUUUGUGCAAAGGUGCUAGGCAUGGGUAGCCAGCUUGCGGAGAUGGUUGGAGCGCGUACUAUACUGGACAAGCCCACGUUAGAAGCGUUUGGUGAAGCGAUGCAAGAUGAUAGAUAUCGAGGAAAGGAUGCGAGGGUGGUUUACAAAUGGUUGAAUGAGAGCGAACGGAAGUGA
Alternaria atra is the source of this 978-nucleotide messenger RNA. RefSeq lists its product as uncharacterized. Bases 1 to 978 code for a protein of 325 amino acids. Lineage: Eukaryota; Fungi; Ascomycota; Dothideomycetes; Pleosporales; Pleosporaceae. The transcript is spliced from 2 exons. The record is from RefSeq and is a predicted model, not a curated record. Gene Ontology annotation, biological process: L-valine catabolic process. Gene Ontology annotation, cellular component: mitochondrion. Gene Ontology annotation, molecular function: NADP binding; 3-hydroxyisobutyrate dehydrogenase activity; NAD binding.